UCUAUGACAGCUGGCCUUAGCUGUCAUACUGAUUUCUAUAUUUUCUUGGAUUUUAGUGUAUAAAGGUUCCUGAUUAAAAAUUUGCAUGAUCCAGUUUGAACUGUUGACAGGUUAUUGUGCUGAAUGGACACACAUGGGUUACACACCCACUUCCUCAUAGUGCAGAGCUUCCUUAGAAUUUCUCCUGUGUCUGAUCAUUUUAGUGGGUUUGUAAAAUAACUUCUUGCAGAACAAGAUAAUGUGGUUUAUGUGUGAACACUCCCUCUGUCCCCCACUUCAACUAUAUAAAAUGCUGUGAGUUUGACGUCUUGUACUUCACUUCUUCGCCUUCGCUGUGGUCUGACUGGGGAGAGACAUUCAAGCCUAAUCAUGAGCAAGAACUUCUUGUCUAGAAAUGAAGAGCUCCGUGAUGGAGACUACCUGCUGUCCAACAAUGGGCAGUAUAAAGCAAUUUUCCAGGAUGAUGGUAACUUUGUCAUCUAUACUUGGAAACCCGUGUGGGCUUCAAACACUGAUGGAUCAGAUGCUUACCGUCUGUGCAUGCAAGGUGACUGCAACCUGGUCCUGUACAAUGGGUACGGGCAGCCCAGGUGGGCCACAAACACCGACUGUUUCAACUGUAAAGUGUGUCAUCUUCAACUGACCGAUGACGGCGCACUGGUGGUGCAGAAGGGAGCAGAAACUGUAUGGAGCUCUGAAACAUCCAAAGGCAGGAAGUGAUGGUUUAACCUGAUGGUCCAAAGCUUUUGAAUACGAAUCAUCUGUUUCUGACGGUUA
Messenger RNA from Mugil cephalus (flathead mullet), 777 nucleotides. RefSeq names its product mannose-specific lectin-like. The coding region runs from base 370 to 720 and encodes 116 amino acids. The record is from RefSeq and is a predicted model, not a curated record. NCBI's taxonomy places the organism in Eukaryota, Metazoa, Chordata, Actinopteri, Mugiliformes, Mugilidae. The transcript has 3 exons.